AUGAAUGUGUGGAGGUUGCAAAACGGCCAUGGUGGCGCGGCAGUUCCCUCUUUCUCGGAGGACUUAGAGGGCCUGAGGUGGGAGAAGGUGCUCACAAGAGGGGCGAGAGAGUUACAGAAUUCAGAGCUACGGUUUGAUAACAGUUCGUCCACUGGAGGAAAGGCUCCCACAAAGCAACUUAGGGCAUUUUACGCUGCCGCUCGUAAGACCGCUCCCGUAACAGGAGGAGUGAAGAAGCCUCGUCGGUACCGUCCAGGAACUGUUGCUCUUCGUGAGAUACGCAAGUAUCAGAAGGGCACCGAGCUGCUCAUAAGGAAGCUACCCUUUCAGAGACUUGUCCGGGAGAUUGCCCAGGAUUGCAAGGUUGAUCUGCGCUUCCAGAGCCAUGCGGCGCUUGCUCUGCAGGAGGCAGCAGAAGCUUACCUAGUGGCUUUGUUCGAGGACACAAAUCUGUGUGUUGUCCAUGCUAAGCGUGUGACAAUCAUGUCCAAAGAUGUUCAUCUGGCUAGGAGGAUUCGCGGCGAGAGGAUGUAA
Molecule: messenger RNA, 534 nt
Organism: Lolium perenne
Lineage: Eukaryota; Viridiplantae; Streptophyta; Magnoliopsida; Poales; Poaceae
Source: RefSeq, a predicted model, not a curated record